Messenger RNA from Penicillium lagena, 972 nucleotides. RefSeq names its product SRPBCC family protein. Bases 1 to 972 code for a protein of 323 amino acids. Lineage: Eukaryota; Fungi; Ascomycota; Eurotiomycetes; Eurotiales; Aspergillaceae. The record is from RefSeq and is a predicted model, not a curated record. The transcript has 2 exons.
AUGCCUCUCAUCCAACUCAGUCCACACCCUUUCGCCUCCCUCCCGGCUCACCCAUCUCUCCCCUCCAGCCCAUCCCGUCCGGAACUAUCCCAGUUCGUCACCACCGCCCUUCGCGAGGCCAUCUCCCUUCUCGACACAACCAUCCCUUCCACCCUAACCGCAGACUCGAAGCCCCGUUCGUCGCCACCAUCGCACGCGAAAGUAAAGCUACUGCGCGGGUGGAGAAAGCCUGCAGACUCAGACUCUCCUCAGGUUCGAAACGGGUCAGGGAAGGGAGAGUUUUGGGUCUGUCGCCAAAGCGAACAUGUUGACUCAGCUGCGCCUGGCACGGCGUCUUGGGAGGAGUUUGAGGAUGGAUUGCGGCAAGAUCAUGCUAAGCACGAGAUGGAGUAUACGCCCAGCGUGACGGGUGUGGAGAGAUUGUUACAGUGGGAGGGCCCGGAGAUGGAGACGGAAUUGGAGGUCGAGGGGGUAGUGUAUACGGAUUUCGAAGUGGAAGUCAAUCUGAUCACACACACCUUCCGCCCAGGCGCGCUAAUCGCGCCGCGCUCGUUUCUCUCUCUAACGGUAUCCGCCAAAACCAGUGACAAGCUAGGCACCGAGCAGAGCCCACCAGGCUUCCUCACCAUUCAGAUAUCAUUACACCCAGACCCAUCCUCUACGCCGACAGAGCUGCACCAAAGAAUCCACUCCGUCGUGCCGCGGAGAGCGAUAUUCGCUAACUACGCCAGCGUGGAGCGCGUCGUGUCGCGCCGCUCUUCAACCCAAGGCGGCUCUAAUCCAGACACUACAGGUUCCAGCCAUGUACAGUGGACUAUGGCGACAACCUCCGACGCUGGUGGAUCGAUUCCGCAGUGGGUUCAGAGGAACUGGACGUUGGGGGGUGUUCCGCGCGCGGUCGUUGCGGAUGUGGGAUUGUUUAUUGGGUGGACUGACCAGGAGAGGAAGAAGCGAGCGACGAGUGGUAACUAG